AUAAAAUAAUAUUUAUUUAUUUAUUGAGUAAAAAUAAAUAAAUAAAAUAAUAAAUUUACAUAUCUACACACGUUCUCCUCAACAUAUAAAAUCCAACCCCCACCUCCCCUCUUUCCCACAUCUCCUCCACCUCUCCUCCGCCGUACGCCACCGCCUUAAAAAAAAUGGCAAUCACGAAACGAAACUCCGGCGAACUGAAAACGCGGGUGAAUUGUUGUCUGAACAAACUUUCAGACAGAGACACGCUGUCAAUGGCGGCGAACGAGCUCGACAGCAUAGCCAGAGGGCUCGACGGCGAUGCUUUUGCGCCUUUCCUCAAUUGCCUCUCGUCGACGGAUUCGUCGGAGAAAUCACCCGUCCGCCGCCACUGCGUCCGUCUACUCAGCGUCCUCUCCGCCGCCCACGGCGACGCUCUGUCGCCCCACCUCUCGAGGAUGAUCUCCGCCGUCCUCCGCCGCCUGCGGGACCCCGACUCCUCCGUCCGCGCGGCCUGCGUCGACGCCGUUUCGUCGAUCGCCACCCACGUGAACUCGCCGCCGUUCGCGGUCUUGCUGAAGCCGCUCGUGGACGCGCUGUUCCACGAGCAGGACCCGAACGCGCAGAUCGGCGCGUCGCUCUGCGUCUCCGCGGCGGUUGAGGCGGCGCCGGAGCCGGACGCGGCGGAGCUGAGGAAGCAUCUGCCUAGGGUUUUGAAAUUGGUGAGGAGUGAUUGCCCGAAGGCCAAGCCGGCUCUACUGCUGCUCGUCGGCAGCAUCGUCGGCGCCGGUUGCUUGAAAAGUAAGAGCUUGUUGAGCUCCGUCGUUUCCACGGCGGUUGAGUUCUUGAGCAGCGAUGAUUGGGCUGCGAGAAAAGCGGCCGCCGAGGUUUUGGAGAAGGUGGCGUCGUCGGAGAGAAAUUUGGCGCCGGAGUUCAAGGAUUCUUGUGUUGCUGCUCUAGAGAGCAGAAGAUUUGAUAAGGUAAAACUUGUGAGGGAGAGGAUGAAUCAAGCAUUAGAUAUAUGGAAAGAUCUUCCCGGAAUAUCUGAAGAUUUGCCCUCGCCACAAGAUACAAGAAGCAGAGGAAACUCCCCUGUUGUACUUUCCGGUAAUAAUAAUAACACCGGCAUCUUCGAAACACCACAACCGAUUAAAACGGCAUUGACCAGGUCAACCCCGUCCACUUGUUCAUCCGCGGCCAACAAUGUUGAGAAGACGGUUAUCGAAAACAAAAAACCAUGUAUUAAUAUGAAUUCAAGGAAGAAUUUCGGGUCUCGUGUUGUUCCUUUUAACUGCAACGAGAAUUCCGAAAUCGGCGACGGAUAUGCAAUCAAAGAAAACGAGUACGAGGACCUCUCUCUGAUCCGAAAGCAGCUCCUGCAGAUCGAAAACCAGCAAUCCAAUUUGUUGGACCUACUCCAGAGGUUUAUCGGGAACUCGCAAAAGGGAAUGAGUUCGUUGGAGAAACGAGUUGACGGUUUGGAGAAGGUUCUAGAAGAGAUGUCGUCGCAUGGAUUUCCGAUAACAACGAGACGAAGGACUGUGUCCGGAGGGAAUAAUACGAACAAUACAUGCUGUAGUAUGAUACCGGGAGCCGAGUUUUUGAGUCCUAAGUAUUGGAGGAAAUCGGAGGGCCAAACGCAGCUUCAUUCUAAGUUCUCUUCUUCGACUUCUUCUUCGUUCAGAAAUUGAUUUACUACAAUUCGUCAAGGUUAUAUUAGUAAUUAAUAUAAUAUUGUUUUCUAUUGUGAUCAGAGCUAGAUAGUUCAAGUCUUUUUAGGAAUGUACAUAUAUAAGUACAAUUUUCUGUCUGUUUAGCGUUUACUACGAGAAGAAAAGCGUGCGGUGCGGGAAAAUAUGCCGCUUCGUUUUCCAUUUGUAUUUCACAGUCUCGAUAGUAAGAAAGGAUCAAUCUUUAAAAGAGUGUUCCGAUUUUCAUUUAUGUACUUGUAAGCUUCUCGGACAGUCCGUUCUAAGUUGAAAUGAUCCGAGUUUAUACAC
This is a messenger RNA of Erythranthe guttata (spotted monkey flower), 1976 nucleotides long. Its product is annotated as ARM repeat superfamily protein. Gene Ontology annotation, cellular component: microtubule. The record is from RefSeq and is a predicted model, not a curated record. NCBI's taxonomy places the organism in Eukaryota, Viridiplantae, Streptophyta, Magnoliopsida, Lamiales, Phrymaceae. Gene Ontology annotation, molecular function: microtubule binding.